Messenger RNA from Frankliniella occidentalis (western flower thrips), 510 nucleotides. RefSeq names its product beta-1,3-glucan-binding protein-like. Gene Ontology annotation, molecular function: hydrolase activity, hydrolyzing O-glycosyl compounds. The transcript is spliced from 2 exons. The annotation marks the transcript as partial. The record is from RefSeq and is a predicted model, not a curated record. Gene Ontology annotation, biological process: carbohydrate metabolic process. Lineage: Eukaryota; Metazoa; Arthropoda; Insecta; Thysanoptera; Thripidae.
ACGCACUACUCCAAGAACGUGGACAGCGACACGCUGGCCGACGACUUCCACGUGUACACCCUGUACUGGAGCGAGGCCGGCUUCCGCUUCCUACUCGACGGCGAGCUCAUCGGCGAGCGGCCCGCGCCCGAGGAGGGCUUCUGGAAGCUGGGCGGCUUCGAGGGCCAGGACAUCUGGAGCGGCAAGAAGAUGGCGCCCUUUGACCAGAAGUUCUUCAUCAUCCUGAACCUGGCCGUCGGAGGCUCCUUCUUCAGCGACGACCUCCACAACGAGCCCCACCCCCGGCCGUACAACCUGAGCUCCGGGCACGCCAUGAGGCAGUUCUGGGAGAACAAGGACUGGUGGAAGGACACCUGGCAGGGCGAGAGCGCCGCGCUGCAGGUGGACUACGUGCGUGUGUACCAGUAGUGAGGGCUGCCUCCGGCGGCCCCCAACGCCGCGCCCAUUGAUUCACUGUGAUACGACACUGUAAUAAAAGGAAAUUAAUAAAAUCCACUCUACAACCCAUUA